CCGGCCCGGCGGCACCUGCUGCUGAGGGAGCCGGCGGCCCGGUUGGGGGCUCGUGAUGGGGCUGAUCUUCGCGAAGCUGUGGAGCCUCUUCUGUAACCAGGUCCCGGACAGGUUAGGAGACACCUGGCAGCUGCCAGUCCAGAGGGCCGCGAAGUUGCGCAACCUGUUCUGAUUCAGGAUGAGAGAUCCAAGGUCUUCUGAAGGGACCGGACGCCCAGAACACAAAGUAAUUAUAGUGGGACUGGAUAAUGCAGGGAAAACCACCAUUCUUUAUCAAUUCUUAAUGAAUGAAGUGGUUCAUACUUCUCCAACCAUAGGAAGCAAUGUUGAAGAAAUAGUUGUGAAGAACACUCAUUUUCUUAUGUGGGAUAUCGGGGGUCAAGAAUCCCUGCGGUCGUCCUGGAACACUUACUACUCAAACACGGAGUUCAUCAUUCUCGUGGUCGACAGCAUUGACAGGGAGCGACUAGCUAUUACAAAAGAAGAAUUAUACAGAAUGUUGGCUCAUGAGGAUUUAAGGAAGGCUGCGGUGCUUAUCUUUGCAAACAAACAGGACAUGAAAGGGUGUAUGACUGCUGCUGAAAUCUCCAAAUACCUCACCCUUAGCUCAAUUAAGGACCAUCCAUGGCACAUUCAGCCCUGCUGUGCUCUAACAGGGGAAGGGUUAUGCCAAGGUCUGGAGUGGAUGACUUCCCGGAUUGGUGUGAGAUAACUUUUUGCUUGAAAGAGACUCUUCUAUUUAUUCUGUGACACGAACAUUUUUCCUAGUAUCUUUGGCUGCUAAGGCAGCAGCAUGUUUAAUUUAUAACAACACAAACCUCUGUAAGCAACACUUGAAUCAAGUGCAGCUGAACUGGAACAUAAAAGUUUUUUUUCUUAACUUUUUUUUUUAAAUGCACUAAUCUUCGGUUGGAUGAACAUUAUGUAUGUUUCAACAACAGAACUCUUCUGACUGCUUAUUCUAAUUAUUCAGUGACUGCCUUAUAAAAAAAUGUUUGUCAUAUGUUUAAUGUUUUCAUAAGUAUUGUUAUAACCUUUAUACAGACCAACUUCUUUCAGUUCUUGACUCCUGCUCCCUCCCUCCCAGGUAGUUAACAGUUCGACAGAGGAGUAGUGAAAAUCCCCUGAUACUACGUGCGAACUUCUCCAGUACAAGGCAUAAUCCCUCCAUAAACUAUCUUUUGAACAAAAUUUAUUAUAAAGAAAGAAAUCUGCCUGGAAGGUAUAUAUAAAAAGGAAGAUUAAAAUUAAACAUCAUAAAUACUUGCCUUUUAACUUCCCUCACAUUAUUGCAUGUCAUGGCAUAAUUUUAAGUUGCUAUUAAUAUGUAAAUUAAGUAUGUUUAUCUGAAGGAAUUAAGUUCACUUUUCUGCCUACCAGAUUUGGUCAAAAACUAAUCAAGAUGAAAUAUUUGAGAACCCAGCUUUGAUAGUAGAUAUUGUUGGCUAAAUCUGGUAUUUUUAAGAAUGACACAUUAUUCAGUGCAUAUAUAAGUAUCAAGUUAUUACAGUGUACUAGCACUAAAAUUAAAAUAUACUAUUUGCAAACCAUUUUAUUAUCAGUAAAAUUGCAGCUAUUUUAUUUGCAAGAGUUAUCUUGCAAAUAAAUCCUUUUUUUAUUUCUUAAAAUUUGAAAUGUGUGUCAGGAUUUUUGCCACCACUGCACUAUUAGUUUAAAAAAAAAUGGCGCUUUUAUUAAAUCUUUUUGUGGGUGUUGUGUAAUAGGCUUGAAACAAUUGCCAUCUUUAUAAUUGUACUUUGCAUUCUAAAAUCACACAGCAAACUGCUAAAUCUAAUUACUUUUUAGAAUAUUACUAUGACACUGAAAGUUGACAUUCUUAAGUUAUAAAUUUAAAAAAUAAAAUGGAGAAGUCAUAAUCUAUCAAAAGCUUAUUUAUUGAAUACUACUAAAAACUUUGAGGCAGUUGUCUAGUACGAAAAAUAUUCUAAGCAGUACAUACCUUCACCCGAGUUCAAUCCCUGGUACCAAAAAAAAAAAAAAGUAAAGCAGUACAUACCUUAAAUUAAGAGGGAAGAUGGUAUUGUAACUUCAGUCUUAUUUAUUUCAAGUGAAAUUUUGCUGUAAUGAAAGGGAUAGAAUGUAUACCUAGUAAUUCAUUUUUGCAGUAUUUUUUUCAUCUGGAUCAAAAAAAGCUUCAGUGUUCAUAAGAAUUUCAAACUUUCCGUUUAGAAGUGGUAUUUUAAUUUUAAUAUUUUAUCUAUAAAUUGAUUUUAAUUUUGCCCUUUUCAGAUGUGCUUGGUUAAUUAUAUAUAGAUGAAUUAUUUAGUGGAACUUGGCAACAAUUUUCUGAUUUCCAUUUAGUAGUAGCCCACCCUGGAAUGAAAAGUGGCCAGAAGAAAGCGUUCUGGAUUUUGGGAAAUUGUUUACCUUUAUUCUGAACGUUUUUCCUUGGUGACUUUAUACUAAGUAGUGGGGUUUAGCUUUGUUUUUAGUGUAACCAUAAUCAAGAAUGUGAGAGAAAAGCAGCUGUAACCUGUAUGGGUUCUUUGUGGUGUACGUGUGUGCGAUGGGGGUUGCGGGGAGAAGAUACCAUUUGCCUAAAGCACAUUUUGCCUGAAUUUCUACCUGGUUUUAUUUUUUACCAUAAAUACUAAGGAUGAUUCUCAUUAAGUCUGUUCUGAGAAAACAUAUAAUACUCAUAUUUCCUUAUGAAACAAUUAUCUGCCUUCUUGAAUCUAAUAAGAGUGGCUGCCUCAAUUUUCUUCUAUCAAAUUAUAUGAUUAUUUUUUAUAUUACCACAUCAGCAUUAUAUUGAAAGUGUUUUUAAUAGUCAAUUGUAUUUUGUCAUACAGCUACUAAAAGAGACUCAAAUGUCCUAUCUGUUUUAAAAUACAACCUAUUUUCUGAAUCUUUUUAAAAACAGUCUUUUACCUUGCGUUAGAAGUGAUGUGUGUUAGUAUUUAAUGAGGACAAACUCGCCAUUCAAGUAGACUUCGUGCCAAUGAUUGGGAAGUUCAAGUAAGACUUUUUAAAAGGUUUUCCUCAGAUCUUUCCUGAUACAGUAAUAUGAAAACAUGAUCCUUUACUCCAAGAGAAUGUUUUGACCCAAGCAAGUAUCUUAACACUAAAGCAUUGAUUUUGACAUUCAUUGCAAAUCAGCCGACUUUGUAAGACAAAUAUCUUAUGAAGAUGUUGUGUGUUUAGUGCCUUUAUUCACAUUUUGAGAUAAGUUCUCAAUCUUGUGCUGUACAUGUUCUUUUAGAGGCACAGUAGCAGCUAAGUAGUUUAAGAAGGGAAUAAUUUGAGUUUUACCUUCUCUUUCAGCUUCACAUCGUACUUAGCAAAGUUUCUAAUAAGUAGAAAGCAAGGAACCCACCACAAUUCCCUGAGAUUAGUCUGUAUUUUAUUUUUAGUUGGAGGAUAAAGAAAUUAAAUUUUAAACAAAACAUUUUUGACAUGUUAUGACUAAAAUGUCUAACUACCAUGCCACUUUCAAAUAAGACAUUUUUCUUAAUUUUAAACAUUUUUUGUUCCUCAUCUUUAAUCCAGUCAUUCUUAUUGAAAACAUUUUGAGAAUUCUUUUAGGAUCAGUAGUCCCUUUUUUUAAGGGAAUUUACUGAAUAUUUUUAUUAGUAUAAUUUAAUUCCUAAAAAGCUAAAAUCUUUAUAAAUACAAUCUGUUGAAAACUAAGGAUUAAAUAAUUUUCCCUCUUUGAUUCUUGUGUUAGUAUACUUAAAGGUAUAAUUACUCCUAUUAUAUUUUCUUUGGGGGAAAGAUAAUACAAGUUUCAUUAAUUAAAAUAAUUGUAAGUGGCAGUACCUGCAUAACGAUAGCUAUUUUGAUUAAGCAUAAUUUAAUCUUAUUAUCAAAAGCAUAAAGAGAAAACAAUUGUAUUCCAGUGGAAACGGUGAGCGACAUAGACAGUGCUAUAAACAGUAGUUUGAAGAGUUACAGAAAUGUCAAAGCAAAGAAGAUUUUGAACAAAACAGUAACUUUUUUUAAGUCUUUGAUAUAGUUACUUCGGUGAAAUGUUAAAUGGAAUCGUUUCUGAAUGGCACUCAUUUAAUCCUUAACUUUGUAAACCAUACAUUAGAAAAAUGUACUGGUAUUUUGCCUAUAGAUCAGUAAGUUUUGUUGACAUUUUGUCUUUGAAGACCAGCUUUAUGAGUGUAAUUUUAAAUCCGUGGCUUUGGAGCCAGUAAAACUUCACAUUUAAUUUCAGUUCUAAAAGAUCAUUUUCCAUUUUGUCUAGGCAAAAUCAUUUCAAUGUACACAUGCUUUAUUUUUGGUACCAGGGAUUGACCUCGGGUCCUUGCGCUUGCAAGGCAGGCGGUGGAGCCACUGAGCUAAAUCCCCGGCCCUUUACACAUGCUAUCUUGUAUCUAGUGUGCUGGCUAUCUGAAGAAAUAGAUUUACAUCUUAACUUGCCCAUUUGUCAUUUUAUUUAGUUGACCUAAGACAGUUAUUGUCUGUGGCCUUUUUGUUUUUCUUAUAGUGAGGAACUUCAGCAAAUUAGAGCUCUUACAUGUCUUUUAGGUUGAAAAUUCUGAGUCUUUAUUACUAACAAUUUUUAAAGCCCCAAAUAAUAGGGAAAUGUAUGUAAUAUGGAAUUAAACAAUAUUAUUUAAUUCCCACUCAUUAUCAUUUCAUUUAGUAUAUGAAUACAAUCAAGUAGGAAAAUAAAGCGUCACUUAAUAACUAGUAUUCAACUAGUUAUUAAGUAGUAGCUAAUUGAACAAGUAGCUAAUGACAAUACAAGAGAGAAAAGCCAUAUUGUUAAGAAAACAUAAAACUACUUAUAAAGCAUCAAUGGAUGUUGGAAAUAAUCUCUUCUAGAAAGUUUACCUUAUUUUUCUGGUUUUACUAAUUGGUUGGAAAUGCUUAGGUCAUUUUAUUGCCUCUAGAUGAUACCCCAAGCUCCAGUUCUGUUUAACUUUCCAUUAUUGAAAGGGUAAUGUGACGAGGCUAUCAGUAUUUAGCCAGGGUUUGCAUAUAUUCUGGAACUGCUUUGUAUUCAAGGUUAGCCUUUUCAGUACUAUCUAAUCCUUAUUCAGUUAAUAUUAUUAUGAAGACUGAAACUCCAAGCCAAGUUCCCUCCCCAAAAAGAGUAUUGUAUGAAGGAGGCUUAAGCAAGAGGAUCACAAGAUAGAGGCCAGGCCGGAAAACAUCUGCUGAGACCCUGUCUCAGAAUAAGAAGAGCUGAGGGUGUAGCUCAGUGAUACAGUGCUUGUCUAGCAUGCAUGAGGCCCUGCGUUCAGUUCUCAAUACUGCCCCUCUCGAAAAAAUUCUAGGUGGCCAGAGCUAAAUAGAGAAGAUGAAUGUAAAAAAAAUAGGUUGACUACUGUGUUGUAAAUUUAAAGGAAAAAAAUGUGGUGGGCUUAAAAUUGGCUUUAAAAUCUAUAUGAUUUAGUGAAAUGUUUGGAAAAUGUUACUUUGGAGGUUUAGAGGCAUACCUACAAACACACUCAGAACAUUUAAAAUUAAAAACUUGGUGUAGAAAUAUCUUCAGAAAGAUACUACGAAAGAGAAAGUGAACAGAAAAAUGAAUCUCCCUCCUCCCGUUUAAGGCACUUAAAAUUACUAGUCUUUUACUGCAGAUGGUUUGUAUUAUUUUUACUGUGACAAAAAAAACUGAAGACUGAUUAGGUUUUUAGAAUUUGGAACUGUAGUCAAAUAUAGGCAUCUUUUGGAUUUCUUUAAAAAUCAGUAAUCUACAUUUUAUCCUGGAAGUGGAGAAGUAAUGUGCUGUUCAUAGCUUUUGGAAUAGAAAAUUAAGUUAUCAAAGAAUGGUAAUAUUCUAGCAUUCAAACUUUUAAAGUUUUAAUUAAAAAUUUACCUCAUACUUUAAUCCACAAGGUGCUUUUGUUCAAGUUUGUGGGCUGUUGCACUGUCCCAUAAAUACCCUCUUUCAUACAAACUGUGUGUCACAUAUGCAGAUUUUACAACUAAGGGACAACAUUCCUUGGGGAUUUUGUUUUAUUCUUUGUUAAUCACCAGUGAGACUCACAUGAUUGGUCAGAUUUACAGACGGUUUUCAUUAAAGCACAUGAACAAGUGCCCAGUCACUAUUUAGUUCUAUAAAAUAAAGGAAAAGAAAAGAAAUUAGGUUUGGUUAGAGUAUGCUGUUGAAUAUAUUUACUUCAGCAUUGGUAAGAUAGCAAAUGACUAUCCCUUGAUCUCACUUGCAUAAGAAUUAGCUGCAUGUUUUGGCCCUGUUCAUAAGAGAUUACAGUGAACCCUCAAGUUAGGACCAGCCUGACAUAUGAAUGACUUGGGUUAAUGGAAGGUACAUCUGCCUCUGGUUAUCUAUAGCAUGUACCCAGGGAAACAUCCAGAUCUCAGCUGUAUUGACUAAGUUACCACCAGCCCUCGGGAUUGAGUUUGUGAGUCAAGGGUCCACUGUAUACUCUUUUUAACUUUACCUUUUCCUUCAGAAAAUUCAGGAACUUUGAAGCCCCUAAUUUAUUCUCUUGGAGUAAACUUUCAGUGUAGUUGUGAAAACUUUUAAUUUUGAUUUUUAAAAAGUUUAGGAGCUGGGGAUUUAGUUCAGUGGUUCUGGGGCCUGCCUCGCAAGCUCAAGGUCCUGAGUUCGAUCCCCGGUACCAAAAAAAAAAAGUUUAGCUGCUAUUUCAUUGAAAAUGCGAAAUAAACGAUGAUUAUGUUUUCAGUUAUAGAAAAGUUAUAAAUUUUACAUCUGUUCCGUGGAACAUAGUUGUAAACAACAACAGCAACCCCACAAAACCUAAAAGCGGUCGCAGCCUUGCCCUUGCAUUAAUUCCAAUCAGUGUAGUGACUGAUCACGCCGUUGCCGUCUUAACAUAAACCAGCGCUAAGAGCACACAGAGGAAGCAGCAGGCCCUGUGUUCAAAAUACUUCUCGCCUCCGAAAGUAAAGCUACUUGAAAGUGUCUGUAUUGAGAUCUAAGCUCAUUUCCUAAGAUUGAAAUACAAACUUUUAUCUAUCAGGCUUCAGGCUUUCUGCAGAAGCUCUAACAACAUCUUAGCAAAUCAGCUGGGUCAAAACUGUGGAUGGGAUCUCUCUGCCUUCUCCCCCUGGUAUUGUACAGAGAGAAGAAAAAUGUCUUUGUUGCCAUGACUCCUUUUGAAUCCUAGCCAACUGAAACGUGUGCGCUUGGUCCAAUACAUAAGCAUUAACAAAGAAAUUUUAAAAGCAAAUUACUCAAUGCAUUCACAUCACUCCUUGCAAAUGGUUUAAAGCAUGUUCUUCUAAUGGUGGGCUCAUUUAAAAGACAUUUUUAAAAUUUUAAUACAUUACUGUUGUGAGAUGCUUUUCUAUGUUAUGUUUAGGUUGCUGGUACUCAUGAUUUUUUAUUUCUGCAAUUACGUUAUAAUGAGUUGCUUGCAUGCCUACUUACCCAAGUGAAAGGAAGCUCUUUGCUCUGGAAUGUUCAUCUUUUAGACAGGAUUUGGCUCAUUUGCAAUCGUGGUGCAAUAUAGUGUAACAUUCAUUGGUUUUCAGUCAACAGUUUUAUUUUUGUCAUAAUAAAUAAUUACUUUUCCAAUA
Molecule: messenger RNA, 7485 nt
Organism: Heterocephalus glaber (naked mole-rat)
Lineage: Eukaryota; Metazoa; Chordata; Mammalia; Rodentia; Bathyergidae
Gene: Arl5b
Product: ARF like GTPase 5B
Molecular function (GO): GTPase activity; GTP binding
Source: RefSeq, a predicted model, not a curated record